AUGGCGGUGGAUGUGCGUUGUGCGUCUCAGUACGACGGGCCCUGCAAGGAAGCAGUAAGCAGCCGGCAUCCCCUCGAGCGCCUCCAUGCCGAAGCCGCCAACGGGCACAAAGAACGGCAGUUGAUCAUCUCUUUGCUAGCGAUAGCUCUUCUUCGACCAAGCGGACUUAGCCACUGGAAUCAACGAAAAGUAGGCGAAGCCGACGAUGGUUUUCAACUAGCAAAAACGCUACCUCAGACGAAUCUUCACUGCUGCCCCAGCGAAAGGCUGCCUGUUGCGGCGCCCGAAGCUCCGUUUGCUCUGCCAAGCUUCACUCUCGGCUCAAGUGGUGGGAUAUUCGACCUUCACCUGGACUUUGCCUUUUGCGUCUUCUUGUUCCAGCUUCCACAUCUACAUCUUCACACACGACUCGGAAUCGAGUUCAUGUCAACCACGAUCAUGUGA
Molecule: messenger RNA, 444 nt
Organism: Plenodomus lingam JN3
Lineage: Eukaryota; Fungi; Ascomycota; Dothideomycetes; Pleosporales; Leptosphaeriaceae
Source: RefSeq, a predicted model, not a curated record